UGACUAGUAAUUAUGCCACUGCCGGUUUAGAACCGUUUUGUCUGCUUUUAACUUCGUGAACGGUUUCGCCGUUUAGAAAAAUGACAAGAGACUUUAUAUUUUCAGUGCUUAUACUGGCGACUGGCGUGUCCGCUUAUGUUGAGGAGCUGGAUGGGAGGUUUAAUGAGUACCGAGAAAAUGAACCGUGGCUAGUACAAUUUUACGCUCCGUGGUGUGAAUACUGUAAGACGCUUGACGCGAUGUGGUAUGACGUGGGUGCCGAGUUGAAAAGUUCGGGCUCCCCCGUUAACGUGGGCAAAAUGGACACCUCAGUCCACGCGAGUGCUGUCACAGAGUUUAAUAUCCAUGGAUAUCCGUCAAUAAUGCUCAUCAAAGGAGAGAAGAUUCUCGAGUACAGAGGUCCUAGAACAAAGGACGGCAUCGUGGACUUCACCAACAGGGUGGCAGGCCCCGCAGUGAGGGCUUUGACAAGCACGAAGCUCUUCCGUCGUGCUGCAGGCAGACACAGCCUUUUCUUCGUGUACAUUGGAGGGAAGUCGCCCCUAAAGGUCCGGUUUCACAAAGCGGCAGCUGAGUUUGUCACCUACACUUAUUUUUUCUCUGCCUCUGAAGAGGUUUUGCCACAGGAGAUGAGACUGCAAAAAAUUCCAUCCGUGGCAGUAUUCAAAGAUGGAACAUACCAUCUCUACAAUGAGGAAGGCGAUGGCAAUCUCUCUGCCUGGGUCGACCGAGAACGUUUUCCUUCUUACUUGCAGAUGGACAGCUUCACUCUCUACCAGAUGGGAGAAAGAAGUAAACUGGUAGCUUUAGCUAUAGUGGAUGCGAGGAAUCCAACUACCCAAAGCAUUCGUUAUAAAGCAUUCAUGGAAAGCGUGGCAACUGAAUAUAGAGACCAUUACAACAUGAACUUUCAGUUUGGCUACAUGAAUGGAAAUGACUAUAUAAAUGGCUUCAUAAUGGGAGAGUUACCAAUGCCUUCCUUCAUCGUGAUGAACAUGUCCAUUGACGGAUACUAUCUGCCACGCCGCAAGGUGGAGAAGAUUGAAGACUUGCUUCAGUUCCUGAAGAGCAUCCUCAGUGGAAGAUCUGAGUUACUCGGAGGCAACGGAUUUCUGCGCCAGAUGAAAAGGCUUUACUAUCGUGCGAGGGAGGCCAUAAAGGUGAGUUACACCGCCAACGGCUCCCUCACCUGUUUGUUCAUCACCCUGCCGGUUGCUGUGAUCUGCAUGAUCGUGUGGGGAACGUGCACUGCCGUGAAGCUGGGUGACGAGAAGGCAGCUGACGGGAGAAGAAAAGGCACCUCUAAAGCCAAGAAAGAGGAUUAAUGUGACCGUUUGGCUCAUUAACGACAACACUGCAGUGCUGUAAUAAUGCUAAAGUCUUCCCCGGUUGAAGAAAUGUUAUUUAUGUAAACACUCUCAUGCAUGCUUUUCAGCCCUAUUGGUUUACCAUUGGCAUCAUGUUUUGGAAUAUUCAGUAAUGAAGGGACAGAGGCAAGUGUUAAUCUGUCAGAAACAUGUGGAAUACCAGAGCUUUCAGCAAAGAAGGAAUUCCCAUAAAAGUUGAACAUGCCAUGACUCAUCAUCACAAUCUUCUCCUGUUUUUAAAUACCCGGAGUAGCUCAGCACUGCUGUAUUUGGCUUCCCAAAUUCUCAUUUAAUGUUCAGUAUCCUCAGCAAAUGUGAUGAGAAGUGCCAGCAGUCAUUUAUGAAUCAGCCGAGUAGUGUUCUCAGCAUGUAUCCUACUACACCUUCAUACUGCACCACCUUGAUCAAAUGUCACUAAGAGAUGCCUGA
Electrophorus electricus (electric eel) is the source of this 1796-nucleotide messenger RNA. It is a transcript of the gene tmx3a, whose product is annotated as thioredoxin related transmembrane protein 3a. The record is from RefSeq and is a predicted model, not a curated record. NCBI's taxonomy places the organism in Eukaryota, Metazoa, Chordata, Actinopteri, Gymnotiformes, Gymnotidae. Gene Ontology annotation, cellular component: cell surface; endoplasmic reticulum.